GGACACGAAUUUCUGAACAUUUAGACUCUAACUCGAUCGUCACGCUGAGACUGAGGACCAUGGCUCUGGCUUUGUUCGGACACAGCUUCGUCACCCGGAUCACGAAACACCCAGCCCUAGAUCUAGUGGACACACCGGUGCAUUACUUCGGUUUAAACCGGGGGACUGCGCGGCAGAUCCUCUUCCAUAACAUCACGCAGAAUAUAAUACGUGUACGACCAAGGAAAAUCUAUGUUCAGAUUGGAGAAAACGAUAUAAACUUCGACAGUGACCCAUUUCAAAUAGUUAAGGAUAUCACCCGGAUUGUAAAUGUUUUCAGGGAUAUUCCUGACCUUGAACAGGUGACCCUGGGACGAUUGUUUAAACGGUAUCGACAUCGUGGAAUGUCGGUGGAGGGGUACGAGAUACAGCGAACAAUAAUCAACUUGUGCUUGCAGAAGAGUUUCCAGGAUGAUGAUAUGGUGUCUUUCCGGAGUUUGAAUGGGAUGGAGGAAUGCGACAAGGAAGAUCUCUAUGACGGUGUUCAUUUACACAAACGAUUACACAAUCGUUACGUGGAGGAAAUAAAGAACAUCUUAUUAGAAUGAAAUUAACCUGACACAGUGCUGGGUAUUAAUUACAAUGCUUUUGUUAUCAAUUUAGUUGUAUGGCGUGAUUGUAGAAAUGAUUUGAAUUAUUUCAAACUUAGCGAAGGAAUAGACAUACGCACUGAUACAUGUAUGUAGAAACAUUCAUGUGAUUUGUACUUGUACACGUGUGCCGUGACUAUAUUGUUAUGGAUUUUGACUUGAUUAGUAUUUGUAGAUUCAUGAAAGUGUAUGAUUUAAUUAUUGUUUGUUUACGACGUAUUUGUAUUUGUAUAUGCUAAAACAUGCAAUAAAUAAAUAAUCGUUUCAUUCUA
Molecule: messenger RNA, 901 nt
Organism: Ostrea edulis (European flat oyster)
Lineage: Eukaryota; Metazoa; Mollusca; Bivalvia; Ostreida; Ostreidae
Exons: 1
Coding region: 60-587 (175 amino acids)
Source: RefSeq, a predicted model, not a curated record